CACACUUUCAUGGUUGCAUUCCAGCAACAGCAUCCACAGCGAAGGAUGCCACGUACUCUGAAAUCUCAAUUCCCAAAGCCGGACGCAACCAGCCAUCUACCGACACUAAUGCUGGUGACCCUGAUUCUCAGGAGGGGUCAAAGGUCAAACCAGGUGGAUAUGACCCUGUCAAAGUGGUCCUGGUGACUCUCUGUGUUCUUCUGAUGGGUGCUGUCAUUGGACUUGUGUUCCUGUAUAUCAGCAACCUGCCAACCAAAAACACAGAGCUCCAAAUUCUGCAAGCGGCUUACAAUCAAAAUCUUACAGGUUUGGAAAAAGAUUAUACAUCAGCUUUAAUGAUCAAAAACAGAGAGCUUCAAGAACUGCAAGACAAGAACAAAGAUCUUCAUGAGAAGGAACGUGCAGGGAAUAAAGACUGUCCUAAACCUAGGAACUGUGCUGAAGACUGGGAGUAUUAUGYGGGGAAGUGCUAUUACUUCUCCRCUGAUAAACUGACCUGGGUUCAGAGUCGGGAUGAGUGUAUCACCAGGGGGGGACACCUUGUCAUCAUAGGGAGCCGAGAGGAGCAGAAUUUCUUAUAUCAGAAAAUUGGUACAAAAAUGCUUAAUAAGCCUGAAGACAAGUUCUGGAUUGGGCUGACGGACAGUACAAACGAGAAUGAGUGGUUAUGGGUGGACAAUUCAUCUCUCAAUUCAAGCACAAGAUUCUGGCUUGGUAACAAGGAGCCUGAUGACUGGAAAGGAGAAAAUGGAGAAUAUCCCGAGGGUGAAGACUGUGCUAGAAUGGGGGAACGGAGUGGUAAUACCGGGUGGUUGGAUUUCAACUGUAAUAAGACUCAAAGAAGAAUAUGUGAGACAAAAUCGCCCUUGUGAAACAGUAUCUUAAAGAAACUCAAAAGUUCCUUAAAUAUGUCUCUGAACAACACCAAAGUAUUUUUUGCUGGCAUUGAUAAAAAGGAGGAGAAACUGUAUUGUGACUGGUUUACAGGAGAUUACUGCUGAUAUUCACAUAUCUUUCUUUGUACAUACAUGUUUUAUGCUUUUCAUGCUAUGGUGUGAAACAAACCAAAUCCGCAACUGAGUCUAAUGAAAAACAUGUCAGAUAUAUUCAGUUCACACCUCUUCACUUCUCGGUAGGCUACAGGUGUUGGAUCUUAAUUUGCUGAGUAUUGUUGUUGCAAUAGGAUUUGAACUUUAGUCCUUCAAUCAAGUCAAAUGUUGCUUGAUUGGUGGUUAAGCUGUUACCUGGCCAAAUUUAGGCUACAUGAAAAGUGCAAUAUUGUUAAUUAAGUGUGUGGGUUUUCAAUUAAUUUAUGUAAAUCAUGAAAUAUAUCUGCAUUUUACAGUGCAGGAAAAUUCUCAGCAACAAAAGAGUGAUAAAAUAAAAUCCUACACCUGUACAUCAUCCUCAGUGUGUUUUGUACAUGUAUAUUUCUGCUUAUCAGUGCUGUCUCUAGGCUAGUCAUUUGAGAAAAAAAUAUUGUGUGUAUAUCCAAACAUCAGGAAACCAUUGAAUUAAU
Molecule: messenger RNA, 1519 nt
Organism: Salvelinus sp. IW2-2015
Lineage: Eukaryota; Metazoa; Chordata; Actinopteri; Salmoniformes; Salmonidae
Source: RefSeq, a predicted model, not a curated record